Trichosurus vulpecula (common brushtail) is the source of this 1501-nucleotide messenger RNA. RefSeq names its product plexin-A4-like. The coding region runs from base 155 to 1501 and encodes 448 amino acids. The transcript has 3 exons. The record is from RefSeq and is a predicted model, not a curated record. Lineage: Eukaryota; Metazoa; Chordata; Mammalia; Diprotodontia; Phalangeridae. Gene Ontology annotation, cellular component: semaphorin receptor complex. Gene Ontology annotation, molecular function: protein binding; semaphorin receptor activity. Gene Ontology annotation, biological process: regulation of GTPase activity; negative regulation of cell adhesion; regulation of cell migration.
AGAGGCAGAGACACCAUCUGCAGUGUCAAUGCGGCGCUCCCGCUGAAGGAGGGAAAAGCGGCAAUCCCAGGGGAAGACCCAUCCUGGGUCCUGAUUCUUUGAAGUUCCUCUUGGUGUGUGACUUUUUCUGUGGCCAAGAGGACCCAUUUCUGAGAUGAAGGCCAUGCCUUGGAACUGGACUUGUUUGCUGUCCCAUUUCCUGCUGUUGGGGAUGGGUUCCGCAGCCCUCCUCUCCCGACAGCCCCCUUCCUCACCCCAGAAGCGGUCUUUUCUCACGUUCACUGCAGAGCCCACUGAGGGCUUCAACCACCUUGUGGUGGAUGAAAGGACAGGGCACAUUUACCUAGGGGCUGUCAACCGUAUCUAUAAAUUGUCCAGUGACUUGAAGGUCUUGGUGACCCAUCAGACAGGGCCUGAUGAGGAUAACCCCAAGUGCUACCCACCCCGAAUUGUCCAGACUUGCAAUGAGCCCCUUACAACCACCAAUAAUGUCAACAAAAUGCUCCUCAUUGACUACAAGGAGAACAGAUUGAUAGCCUGUGGGAGUCUGUACCAGGGUAUCUGUAAGCUUCUCAGGCUGGAGGACCUCUUCAAGCUAGGAGAGCCAUUUCACAAGAAAGAACAUUACCUGUCUGGGGUCAAUGAAAGUGGCUCCGUCUUCGGCGUCAUUGUCUCCUACAACAACCUGGAUGAUAAGCUGUUCAUUGCCACUGCCGUGGAUGGGAAGCCAGAGUACUUUCCUACUAUCUCCAGCCGCAAAUUGACCAAGAAUUCUGAAGCCGAUGGCAUGUUCGCUUACGUCUUCCAUGAUGAGUUUGUAGCCUCUAUGAUUAAGAUACCUUCUGACACUUUCACCAUCAUCCCUGACUUUGACAUCUAUUAUGUCUAUGGAUUCAGCAGCGGCAACUUUGUUUAUUUCCUGACCCUCCAGCCGGAAAUGAUGUCCCCUCCAGGCUCCACCACCAAGGAACAAGUUUAUACCUCCAAGUUGGUGAGGCUGUGUAAGGAGGACACCGCCUUCAACUCCUACGUGGAGGUGCCCAUUGGCUGUGAGCGCAAUGGGGUGGAGUAUCGCCUGCUGCAAGCCGCCUACCUUUCCAAGGCAGGGGCCUUCCUCGCUCGGACCUUGGGAGUUCGAUCAGAUGAUGACAUCCUCUUUACUGUAUUCUCCAAGGGUCAGAAGCGGAAAAUGAAGUCACUGGAUGAGUCUGCCCUGUGCAUCUUUGUCCUGAAGCAGAUCAAUGAUCGUAUCAAGGAGAGGCUACAGUCUUGCUACAGGGGGGAGGGCACUCUGGACCUCGCCUGGCUCAAAGUGAAGGACAUCCCCUGUAGCAGUGCGGGUGAAUGCUCCAAAUACGCUCUCUCUGUCCACCCUCCUGAGGAGAGUGCUGAGGGCACAUUCUGCUGGGACACAGCUGCUCUCCCCUUAAAGCUUGGCAUUGAUCCUCGAGCCAUUUCUCGACUCUCCCCAGAACCCUACGCGGCUACCACUGGGGAGUAG